UUCAGAAUUUCGUAUACAGGUGAUUGUAAAUUGCGUAAAUUGUUGACACUUUGAAAACUUUUCUGGAUCUUUGUGUCAAGGGCAGUAUUUAUUAUUUCUUCAGAACAAAUAAUGAAUUUUUUGGCCGUGUAAUGUGUUAUAAAAAUACUAAUUUCAGUGCAUAAACACUAAAAAUCUCAGAAAAUGGCUGGAAUUCGGGUGCAGCAAAAGUUGCUAACAAAUACCUUCAGAAAUUUUCACCGGGGUACAAUAUUUCGUGAAAAAAAAUCUACUGAAACAUUAAGCACUGCCUCUAAAAAUGUGGAACCGAAAAAAGAGGAAGAUACAAUUAAAUCUCCACUUGGUGCUGUGAUGUACAAAACAAAAACUUUGGAUAAAUAUUUACUUGUGUGGUUUAAAAAAUAUAAAUCUGUUGCCGAUGUGCCAUAUCAAAUUCGAGAGGAAACAAUGGCCCACAUACACAGCAAGAGUCGAAUUCGAAUUGCAAACGUUUUAAUGGUUUUAGGUCUCUUGGGCUGUGUUUGGGCCGUGUGGAGUGGCAAAAAAGAAGCCGCAAGUGGUGACAAUGUACAGAAAAGAAUUUUGGACAAGAACAAAAAACUCAGGGAGGAUUAUUUGGCAAAAUUAGAAAAGUCAAAGAGCACUUGAGUCUUAGCAAUGAAUUAUUGCACUUUGUAAUUUAUUUUUUCAGCUUGUAAAAAUGUAUAGCACAGUUAUAAGGAAAAACUCACCUAAUGAUAUAUAAAUAUGACAUAUACUUCUAAAAACAGACUUUUCAGCUCUCAGAAGAAGGAAAAUGUGAGAAAAAAUUCUUUUCAAUAAAAUUAAUGUUGGUAUAUUGUA
Molecule: messenger RNA, 843 nt
Organism: Belonocnema kinseyi
Lineage: Eukaryota; Metazoa; Arthropoda; Insecta; Hymenoptera; Cynipidae
Product: UPF0389 protein GA21628
Exons: 4
Coding region: 184-648 (154 amino acids)
Source: RefSeq, a predicted model, not a curated record